Molecule: messenger RNA, 1434 nt
Organism: Dibothriocephalus latus
Lineage: Eukaryota; Metazoa; Platyhelminthes; Cestoda; Diphyllobothriidea; Diphyllobothriidae
Source: the annotation of a GenBank genome assembly
CCAGACCUCACGGAGGGGGAGUUGGCCGACCUCGAAGAUGAGGACGAGACGCACCCCAAGAAUCCCUGUUCUGAGGAAAUAAAGGAUCUGUUGCGACUGUUCCACAGAAGACUGAUGGAUUGUCUAGGAGUUGUGCGUCCAGAAAUUGAAGUUAACUGGGAUUACGAGGCAGUCCUCCGGGCCUGGCAAGAAACCACCGAUCCCGCUGCCUUGAAACAACAGCAAUACAGGGGUCUGACUAUGGUAUCUGGGCCUUCCGGUGACAAAGCUGUGGCAUUCCCAUUGCCGGUAGCGUCAUCUCCAACUCCCUCGACCACAACCACCACUACCACCGUCAGUGGAUCGCAGGGCAAUUUGGAUGACCUCUCACAGAUCCCCCUCCUGCCCGACGAUAUUGGCGACCCCGAGUCCGGUUUCGGCGGACCUCCGAGGGCUGUGCGCGCCAUUUGGCACUUGUUGAGUGGAUCCCAGUCGUCUGCUCCCAAACCGAGUCAGCUGGCUUUGGGUCCUAUCAAUGAACCAUUCACAGAAUCUCCCGGACAUAAUCUUACGCGCAUCGUCUUGGAGACAGUUACCAUGUGGACAAAAACGUCUACCGUCGAGGAUGUUGAGCUGAUAAGACAACUGUUCUCCCUCCUCUAUCGUCAGUAUGGAGCUCUGGAUGAACUUCGUGAGGGGCUUCAACGCACCUACACCAUUGGCUACGCGUCAAAGGGAGAUGUGACCAGACUCCUGCGUUCCCUUGGUCGCAUCCGUUCUCUACUCGGUGUGCAGGUUGGCAGCAACGAGGAGACGCUUCUGAAGAACUGUCUUUGGGAUAUCAUGAACAACAACGUUUUCUUCCAACAUCCUGAUCUCAUUCGAGUCCUGGCAGUACACGAGACUGUAAUGCAACUGAUGGUGCACACCCUGUCUAACGCGGCGCUUGAGUCACCGCAAAGUUCCGCUCAUCAGAACUCUGGCUCAGAACUUCAACUUCAGCAAGGCACUGACAGUGGUGGGCGUCCCUCGCCUGGACCAUACUCGGGUGGCGGAACCCUACCGGCAGUUAUGGAGGAGGCGGAAGACGUAUCAAGUACACAAAUGCGUAGCGGAUCCCAGCGUUCAGCGACCGUUGGAUCGACGGAGAUGGUGGUGCAGUGUUGUCGUUUCCUCUGCUACUUCUGUAGAACCUCCUGGCAAAACCAAAAGGCCAUGUUUGAUCAUCUCAGCUACAUGCUUGAAAACUCUUCUAUGUUGCUGGGUAGGUUGCUGACUCGACCCAGCCUAAGAGGAACCUGCCCGCUGGACGUCGCCUAUUCCUCUCUGAUGGACAAUAACGAGCUUGCUCUUGCUCUGAGAGAAAAACAAUUGGAAAAGUCACCUUACGAGGCUUUUUUCAGGUUAUUCUGUUGGGUCUAUGAGACUGCAACAAACUGCGGCUGGAAUGAUUAA